AAUGAAAUGGCUCAGGGGGAGAAAGAGCAGAAAACGACCAAUCACAUCGUGUUGGUCAAGAAAAUAAUAAUGAAGGAUGAGAGCGUGCAGGCACAUGAGGGCAUAGGCAAGCCAAGUGUCACUCAUGCUGUGGUUGUCAUCUUCUUGGAGUUUUUUGCCUGGGGACUUCUCACGACCCCAAUGCUGACUGUUUUACAUGAAACAUUCCCACAGCAUACAUUCCUAAUGAACGGUCUCGUUCAGGGAGUCAAGGGUCUUUUGUCGUUCAUGAGCGCCCCGUUAAUCGGCGCUCUGUCAGACGUCUGGGGCAGGAGAUCCUUUCUCCUGGUCACUGUAUUCUUCACGUGCGCUCCUAUUCCCCUCAUGCGACUCAGUCCUUGGUGGUACUUUGCUAUGAUCUCUGUGUCAGGGGCUUUCUCUGUCACGUUCUCUGUCAUCUUUGCCUACAUAGCAGACGUCACAGAGGAGCACGAACGCAGCACAGCGUACGGACUGGUGUCUGCCACCUUUGCGGCGAGUCUGGUGACAAGCCCGGCGAUCGGGGCGUACCUUUCGGAGAACUACGGGGACAACCUGGUGGUGCUGCUGGCCACCCUGAUCGCCCUGGGCGAUAUCUGUUUCAUCAUGCUGGCGGUGCCCGAGUCUCUGCCCGACAGAAUGAGGCUGAACACGUGGGGAACGCCCAUCUCCUGGGAGCAGGCCGACCCCUUUGCCUCCCUGAGGAAAGUGGGCAAGGACACGACAGUGCUGCUCAUCUGCAUAACGGUGUUCCUGUCCUAUCUCCCCGAGGCAGGACAGUACUCCAGCUUCUUCCUCUAUCUCCGCCAGGUCAUUAACUUCUCCCCCACUACCAUUGCGGUGUUCAUCGGGGUGGUUGGGAUCCUGUCCAUCGUGGCUCAGACUCUGUUUCUUACUCUUUUAAUGAGAACCAUUGGGAACAAGAACACUGUUCUCCUGGGCCUGGGAUUCCAGAUACUGCAGCUGGCCUGGUAUGGAUUCGGAUCAGAACCAUGGAUGAUGUGGGCUGCAGGUGCCGUGGCCGCAAUGUCCAGCAUCACCUUCCCCGCGGUGAGCGCUCUGGUCUCCCGCAGUGCUGACCCGGACAAACAAGGAUUGGUCCAGGGGAUGAUCACAGGUAUCCGGGGGCUGUGUAACGGCCUGGGCCCAGCGCUGUACGGCUUCAUCUUCUUCCUCUUCAACGUGAAGUUGAGUGGGAUUACCCCAAUGCAGGCGGACUACGCGAUCCCUCUCCAGGGCCCGACAGAGGCUGCGGUCAUCCCUGGCCCUCCGUUCGUCCUGGGGGCCUGCACUGCGAUGGUGGCGUUCCUGGUCGCCCUUUUCAUCCCCGAAGACCCCACGCCAGAGGCCAAGGCGUGCCAGCCGCGCAAGGCGAGCGGGAGCGGCCAGGCGGCGGCCCAGAUCAACGCCCCUCUCCCGGGGAGCGACGAGGACUUUGAGCCCCUGCUGCAGGACAGUACUGUGUGACUGUU
Messenger RNA from Chanos chanos (milkfish), 1490 nucleotides. RefSeq names its product major facilitator superfamily domain containing 14Ba (gene slc71a2a). Gene Ontology annotation, cellular component: membrane. Gene Ontology annotation, biological process: transmembrane transport. The coding region runs from base 7 to 1485 and encodes 492 amino acids. Gene Ontology annotation, molecular function: transmembrane transporter activity. The transcript has 12 exons. The record is from RefSeq and is a predicted model, not a curated record. NCBI's taxonomy places the organism in Eukaryota, Metazoa, Chordata, Actinopteri, Gonorynchiformes, Chanidae.